Messenger RNA from Setaria italica (foxtail millet), 2436 nucleotides. RefSeq names its product probable LRR receptor-like serine/threonine-protein kinase At3g47570. Lineage: Eukaryota; Viridiplantae; Streptophyta; Magnoliopsida; Poales; Poaceae. Gene Ontology annotation, molecular function: protein kinase activity; ATP binding. The record is from RefSeq and is a predicted model, not a curated record. Gene Ontology annotation, biological process: protein phosphorylation.
AUGGGGAUUGGAAGAGGAGAUCGAGGGGACUUUAUGGAGAUGCUCACCGGCGACGAGGCGGACGGAUUCUGGCCAGUGAGGCAGAUACCCUCAGGUUUACAGAAUUUGACAUCCAUGUGCAAAUUGGAUCUAUCCUUCCAUGAUCUACAAGGUGAAGUGCCAAAAGUUUUUUUGGCAAAUGCAACUUACAUGUCGAUUUAUGGAAAUGAUCAGCUUUGUGGUGGAAAUCCUCAACUUCAUUUAACUCCAUGCUCCAUGUCCAGUGCAAAAAAGAAAAAAAAGGAAUUGUCGAAAACCCUUGUGAUCACCCUAACAUCAAUCGGUGCAGUUGUAUUCUCAGUUUCAGUACUUACUGUAAUUGUGUUGAUCUGUAAGAAGCUUAGGAAAAGGCACGAAAGUCAACUCAUAUCCACAACUGAGGAACGGUAUGAAAGAGUUUCUUAUCAUGCUUUGUCAAAUGGGACCAAUGGAUUUUCAGAGGACAAUUUACUUGGACAAGGAAGCUAUGGCAUGGUUUAUAAAUGUACUUUACAUGACCAGGGCACUACAGUAGCUACUGUAAAGGUGUUUAACACACAACAAUCUGGGACUUCUAGAAGUUUUGUCGCUGAAUGCGAGGCACUCAGAAGGGUGCGUCCUCGUUGUCUCGUAAAGAUCAUCACUUGUUGCUCAAGCAUCAAUCACCAGGGUCAAGAGUUCAAGGCACUAGUUUUUGAGCUCAUGCCAAAUGGUAGCCUAAAUGGUUGGCUUCACCCAGAGUCUGACACACUUACCCAGACAAAUACCCUUAGCCUUGAACAAAGGCUACACAUUGCUGUCGAUAUCCUGGAUGCUUUGGACUAUCUUCAUAAUCACUGUCAGCCAUCAAUCAUUCAUUGCGAUCUCAAGCCAAGCAACAUCUUUCUUGCGGAGGACUGAGUGAGUGCCCGAGUUGGAGGUUUUGGCAUACGAAGAAUCCUUCCAGAAAGUGCUAGUAAAACCCUGCAAAAUUCGAAUAGCACAACUGGAAUAAGAGGCACCAUUGGUUAUGUUGCACCAGAGUACGGUGAAGGUUCUUCUGUCUCAACUCAAGGUGAUGUUUAUAGCCUCGGCAUAUUGCUGCUUGAGAUGUUUACUGGAAGGAACCCAACAGAUGAGAUAUUCAAUGAUUCUUUGGAUUUGCACAAGUUUUCAGAGAAUGCUCUUCCAGAGAGAAUAUGGGAUAUAGUUGAUCCGACAAUACGGAUGCACACAGAUGCCUAUAACAGCACUAUAAGAAGUGGAAUUAAGAAUUGCUUGGUUUAUGUUGUUUCUCUUGGAAUAUCAUGCUCGGAGAAACAACCUAGGGAGCGGAUCCCGAUUCUGGAUGCAGCCAUUGAGAUGCACGCUAUUAGAGAUUCGUAUCUCAAGUUUGCCAGAUCUCUUUUGGUGGAGCAUGGAGUAGUAGCAACAACUCACAGUGAUUUUCCACAACAGUGAAUACAUAGGACUGAAAAUGCGCAAGAUGUCUGCAGAUGAUCAGUUUACCUGAAAUAACUGAAGAUGUAUGAAGCUUCAGCUUUAUAAUUUGUCCAUGCAUUUGUUUGCAUCAGAUAUAUGGAAGUAUAAAAUAAGUUUAGAAAAUGUUUCAAAAUAGAUUAGAUCCAGAGGUUUUAGUUGUCGUUUGUAUGACACAUUUUUGUAGAGAAUUCAGUAAUAUGUAUGAUUCAUAAUACAAUCAAUGCUCUGCAAAUUUCAGAUAGCACAAUUGGAAUAAAAAGCUCAUUCCUUGAUUAUGUUUCUCUAGGUAACUCAACUUAUUGUGAUGUUCACUGUAGAUUUCUCCAUGGUCCAAACGACCUUUGUGAUCAGUUAUGUUUAUGCAUUUUGUAGAAUUGUAAAGUCUUUCCCUAACCUGCUGACAUAUUAGCCGGAGCAUAGCACUUUGCCGUUCUGUACCACUCGCCUCUAGGAGGCGCUUGCCGCUUGGUGGCUGCCGUGGCGACCGACGGCAUCCGUACCUGCUCUGUCGGAGAUGGGUGGAGCUGCUCUGCUCUGCCGGUACGAGCUCACUCGCGCCGUGAAUGGCGCGCGCCUCUAAGGUCUCAUCAGCUGCAGGUGCAGAUGGGUGGAGAGCUUAGCGGCGCUAGGUCUUCAGAAGAUGGGGCUUUGCAGCUCUGAAUGGUGAGGCGGGCAGGGACGACGGAGCUGGACGCGUGGGGAGGAGACGAUGGGCAUUUCUGAUAAUAGUUGGAUCGCGAUCCAAAUUAGGGGGCUAUUUACAAAUAAUAGGGGGUAUUCCGUAAAUAUUCGGAUCGCGAUCAUUAAUCGCGAUCCAAAUGAGGGGUUAAUUGAAAUUAUGAUGGGGUGUCUUUUGAAAUUCCGGAUCGCGAUCCCAUCCUCCGCCGCGGCUCGCCGGAGCGCCGCCAGACGCCGGCCAUCCCUUGGGGUACCUCUUCUUCCUUCCGCUUGUCGGAG